Malaclemys terrapin pileata is the source of this 2367-nucleotide messenger RNA. RefSeq names its product histone acetyltransferase p300-like. Gene Ontology annotation, biological process: positive regulation of transcription by RNA polymerase II. Gene Ontology annotation, cellular component: transcription regulator complex; histone acetyltransferase complex. The transcript has 3 exons. The record is from RefSeq and is a predicted model, not a curated record. NCBI's taxonomy places the organism in Eukaryota, Metazoa, Chordata, Testudines, Emydidae. The coding region runs from base 300 to 785 and encodes 161 amino acids. Gene Ontology annotation, molecular function: chromatin DNA binding; histone acetyltransferase activity; transcription coactivator activity.
CUUCUGCAGUGACUGAAGAGCCCAGCAUCAUCUUCAAACCUGAAGAUAAUUCAUGGAGUUCGCCAGAGAAAGAGGCGACUUUCCCCAGCUCCAGGGCUGCGGCUGCCGGGGAGAGACCCCCCUCCUUCCCAGCCCCAGCUCGGGGGCUGCUAAGGCCGGGGAGAGAGGGAGACACCCCCCUCCUUCUCAGCCCCAGCUUGGGGGCUGCUGCGACGGGGAAGAGAGGGCACAUCCAUCACAUUAGAAAGGAUUACGACCUGUGCAUCACCUGUUAUAACACUGAAAACCACGACCACAAGAUGGAGAAAUUGGGCCUUGGCCUAGACAAUGAGAGCAACAACCAGCAGACUGCAACCACCCAGAGCCCUGGUGACUCUCGCCGCCUGAGCAUCCAGCGCUGUAUCCAGUCCCUUGUCCAUGCCUGCCUGUGUCAUAACGCCAACUGUUCACUGCCGUCCUGUCAGAAGAUGAAGCGAGUUGUCCAACAUACCAAAGGCUGCAAGCGCAAGACCAACGGAGGGUGCCCUAUUUGCAAACACCUCAUUGCUCUUUGCUGCUACCAUGCAAAGCACUGCCAGGAGAACAAGUGCCCGGUGCUCUUUUGCCUCAAUAUUAAACACAAGCUUCGCCAACAGCAACUUCAGCACCGUCUGCAGCAGGCCCAGAUGCGCCGAAGGAGGAUGGCGAGCAUGCAGAGGACCGGUGUGGUAGGUCAGCAGCAAGGAUUGCCUUCACCAACCCCAGCCACACCAACAACUCCACCAGGCCAGCAGUGUAGCCCAUAGAGCUAGUUUAGCCUUUUAUUAUAUUUAGCAGUAACGCAAGGAACCUACAGGCCUGUACCCUGUAAGACAUUAGCUUAAGCAAGAUAGAAUAAGAAUAGCGUAGCAUAGUAGGCCUAUGUCCCUUGGCAUAGAUAAAGGGCCUGACAAGGAGAAAGUUUUUUAUAUGGGCAGCAUGGAUAGAAAGAGACCCUCUAUCCGUGUCAGCACCUGCCCUGGGCAUUAUGAACUGUAAGGCAAUAGGGCUGCUCAGUAAAUUCCCUUAAAACUAAUCUGUCAGUGAUUGCAGCAUAUUGUAUUCCAGGGGAAGCAGUUUCUACAUUGAAAGGGGACAUUUAACAUCCCUCCUCUGCAUUCCCAAUGCCUUUGAGAGGCUUCUCCCUCAUCCUAGCCAAGCUGCUAGUCUCUGUUUCAAUCUCAAGGAGAAUGUUCUGUCCCUGGCUCUGAAGCCUGCAUUCCUUGUGGUGACAGCGCUGGUCAGGAGAGUCCCAGAGCUCCAGGCUGUAGUGACUAGCCCUGCUUAGGGCAUGCUUCCCGAAGAUGAAGUGGUGCUGCAGCCUCCUGCUGAAAGUGGCCUCAAACUUCAAGCUGAGUAAGACCAAUGUACUGUGGGGUUGGUCAGGCUGUCAAGGCUAAGAUGCUGGAGGUGCCCUUUUAGCUACUAACCUAAUGGGACAAAAUCCUUCAUUAAAUCUCUCAGAUAAUUCUUGGGUUAGUCAUGUGUGGAAAUAUCUCAGGAGAGAGGAUCUGUAUGGGCCAUCUACAGGAGCUGUCCUGAAUUAUUUCUCCCCACAAACCCCUGGCUUUCUACUAGUUGCUCUGAAGAACGGGGUGCUUUGGAGGGGAGGUUGGAUUUAGUGCAGCAUAUGCCCCCUUUAAAGUUGGGGGAAAUAGAUUUGCCACCCUCUGCACGACCCUCUUCUUCCACUCUCAGGUGCCCCACCAUUCCUGAGAACCUGAAAUCGCUGGCCCACUCUACCCCCUCUCAAGAGCCUCAGCCCCCUGGAAGCCCCUCCCCUCUACUGUUCUCUCCCAGGACCCCAUCUCCCCUACUCCACACCUGACCCCCUCCCUGCUGGCGAGCCUGGCCAUUGGUGAUGUCUGUCUCACUUCCCGGGUGGCCCUUGGUGCUGAGAGGUGCCAUCAUGGUUUUGGCAACUGUCAGGUGAGGCCCCGGUCUGCUGCGCAUACAGAGUGGGACCUGGGUGGCUUCUGUUCCAGCCAUGAUGAGCAUGACCACUAGUUACAAGAUCACCAAACAGGCAUCAACAAAAAGAAGACCAGCCAAUGACAUCUCUUAACUGGCAAGAGAGUAGAAAACCCAGCCCAGUCAGUGGCAACCCUAUUUUCCAUGUACCUGCUUAAAAGUGGUCAGGCGGUGGCCCAGGUGUCAUGCCCCCCAUCCAGCCCUGCAGCCUAGGGCACAGGCUCUAAUCUACCUUUGGUAGUGGGGGUCGUCGCUCAGUGAUUAGUGGCUAUUCUGGGCUAGAACUGUUCUGUACUCCUGGUUGUGAAAAUGCUUUAGGAUAUUGUUUUCUUUUCUGGUGCAGUCAAACUAUUAAACAAUGUGUGUUCACCACUGUUA